AUGCCUCCCAACGCCAUUAUUGCACCCUCGAUUCUGUCGGCCGACUUUGCCCAGCUCGGCGCAGAAUGCGCCCGCACAAUGGACCAGGGCGCCGACUGGCUCCAUGUUGAUAUCAUAAAGGAUGGGGAGCAGAGGGGGGGGAAGGAUAUCAAUGAACUCAUGCGCCAGUGUAGGGAUGGCCAUUUCGUGCCCAAUAUCACCUUCGGAGCGCCCGUCGUUGCAAAGAUCCGCUCCCACGUUGACAAGCCCACCGAGAACCAUGGCCGGGGCACCUUUGACUGCCACAUGAUGAUCGCAGAGCCCAAGAAAUGGGUCAAGGAAUUCAAGAAGGCCGGCUGCGACCUGUACUGCUUCCACUAUGAAGCUGCCUUCUCCUCCGCCGCCGAAAGCCCCGAGCAAAACACGGACGAGAAGACAAGCCCCAAGGCACUGAUUCGAUAUAUCCAUGACCAGGGCAUCCUGGCUGGAAUUGCUAUCAAGCCAGAUACACCCGUGGAUGUGCUGUGGGAGAUUUUGGAAAACCCUGAGGAGAAGGAGAGACCAGAUAUGGUUCUGGUCAUGACAGUUCACCCCGGAUUCGGUGGCCAAAAGUUCAUGGCCUCCGAGCUGCCUAAAGUGCAAGAGCUACGAAAGAGGUACCCCGAGUUGAAUAUCGAGGUUGACGGGGGUCUCGGGCCAGGAACUAUCGACCAGGCUGCCGAUGCUGGCGCCAAUGUUAUCGUGGCCGGCAGCGCCGUGUUUGGCGCCAAGGAUCCGGCUGAAGUCAUCGCACUGCUCCGGAAGUCAGUGGACGAAAGAAGCCAGAAGCUAUGA
Messenger RNA from Clonostachys byssicola, 813 nucleotides. Lineage: Eukaryota; Fungi; Ascomycota; Sordariomycetes; Hypocreales; Bionectriaceae. The record is from the annotation of a GenBank genome assembly.